This is a messenger RNA of Aureobasidium pullulans EXF-150, 1470 nucleotides long. RefSeq lists its product as uncharacterized. Bases 1 to 1470 code for a protein of 489 amino acids. The transcript has 2 exons. Lineage: Eukaryota; Fungi; Ascomycota; Dothideomycetes; Dothideales; Saccotheciaceae. The record is from RefSeq and is a predicted model, not a curated record.
AUGAGGGACCCCAAGAUGUAUGAGGCAACUUACGAGUUGGCACACAGACGUGUUGCCAAUCUUUCCAUCGACACGAACAAUUUUCAAGGCCCGUCAGCCUUGAUCUCACCACCAGAGUCCGCCAACAGUGCCCGUCGGAGUUCCUACGAUAUGAACUUCAACCACACUCCAGUGUCAACGUACCAUCCUAAUACUCCGGUACAUCAUUUCGGUAGCCAAGAAAUGUACAACGUGGGUCAGACCGACAAGAUUAACGUCAACUUGCAAUAUCCGCCUAGUCCUGUCGACUUCUCAUCUGGUCCGCAGAGCUAUGGCGCGACUGCCUGCAACUCUCCGACCUGGAACUCGUCGAUGGCGUUCGAACAGAAGGCUAUGGACAACAGCUUCUACCAGGAAAGUUCGACCUUGCUAUCCACUGAUCAAGACUGGAACAGCUCCACUAUGAGCCAUUACUCCAACGUUGAUUAUGCUCCGGAUCCGAGCUCCCUUUACAUGCUUCCGUCUCAGGACCCCAGCAGCUCUUUCAUGGCGGACGUUGACACGUCUCAGCAUGAAAGUCUACCUUCAUAUAUCGCCCCCAAUCAGGCAGUAUAUCAACCUGAGCUUGAUCACAGCAUGAGCUUGUCUGGGUGGGGUCUCCAAACACCCGUGCACGACCACAGCAUCCUGCACUCAUCUUCGCCCGCGGAAUACUCGCCUCUGACUCCCUCUACCCUUGAGCAUUCAUUCGACCACUCGUACGCUCAGCACGAUGUGUCUCCAAGCUCGUCUGUCAAUGUCCACACCACUCGUUCAGGCAUGGGCAAAAGGGGCCGUAAGGUUUCCAAGCAAGACAAACGCAAGUCCAUAAUCAGAAAUGUGCCGAUAGCCAACUCGACCUCCAUCAACUUCUCCAUCGACAAGCAGGCUCAAGACUUCUACGUAAACAAGAUCGUGGACCCCAAUCGAAAACUGCACGAGUGUCCUUCUUGCGAGCGUAAGUUCCAAAGAAGCGAGCACUGCAAGCGCCAUGAAGCAAGUCACGCCGAUAAAUAUGACUAUGCUUGCUUCAUUUCCGAGUUCCCCCUGGACCCCUGCGAUGACAAAUCUCAAUGUAAAGUAGGCAAGAAGCACAACGGCAAGCAGAAUCGGAACGACAAUUCCCGUUCUCACGUCUGGACACAUGUCAAAGCAUGGCUCGUCGCCAACAGUGCCCUCGUCAAAGAGGUCAACCUGAGCCAGAACAAGAAGAACAGGGGUCGCAACAUCCCUAUCUCACCGGCCCAGCUGUUGAAGCUGUGCACGGAUAGAGAUACUCCUUCACAGCAGGACACUGUUCUGAAGUUCCUGAACGGCGAGGCGGGCAAGGAUCUUGGGGUCCACAUCCUCUGGCACGAGAAGGGUUGCCCGGUUGUUCGUUGCUUGGGAGGUGUAGGUCAGGAGGGCGGGUGCACAAUGUGCAGGGUCAAGCCUGGCCACAAGAAGAAGUGA